Molecule: messenger RNA, 2877 nt
Organism: Scatophagus argus
Lineage: Eukaryota; Metazoa; Chordata; Actinopteri; Scatophagidae
Gene: msi1b
Product: musashi RNA binding protein 1b
Exons: 15
Coding region: 183-1433 (416 amino acids)
Cellular component (GO): cytoplasm
Molecular function (GO): RNA binding
Source: RefSeq, a predicted model, not a curated record
GACUGAGGGAGUUGAUUGUGUUUCAUUGCCCUCUGGUACAAUUUCUCCCCGUUGUCCCCAACUUAUUUGUGAUUAUGAUAUGGAAAAACCCGCCACCGGGUUUUUAUUUUGAAAGGCUGCGGCGGAAGCGGUGCAGGUGAUGUCUGUAAAUUGACGCCGAAGCCGCGUGUCUCGGUGGUGGGAUGAGUGAAAGACAGCAGCGGGGACUGAGCGGAGGAGGAGGAGGAGUCUGUCCCAGCCUGCAUCUGGCCCGCUCCCCUCUCUGUCACCCCGGGCCAAACCCGCCCCGCUGCUCUCACUCACUCUGCGCCUGUCCUCCAGCACGGUACGGCUCGGCUCGGCUCGGCUCGGACACUCACUCACACUCGCAGCGAGGACACGGAAUGGAGACGGAAGGCAGCCAGAGCAGUCUGUCCACCACGGACUCCCCUCACGACCCCUGCAAAAUGUUCAUAGGUGGACUCAGCUGGCAGACAACACAAGAGGGUUUGAAGGAGUACUUCUGCAAGUACGGCGAGGUGAAGGAGUGUAUGGUGAUGCGAGAUCCGGUUACUAAGCGCUCGAGAGGGUUUGGAUUCGUCACCUUUGUCGAUCAGGCCGGCGUGGAUAAAGUUUUGGCCCAAACCCGCCACGAGCUGGACUCCAAAACAAUCGACCCGAAGGUGGCUUUCCCUCGCAGAGCUCAGCCUAAGCUAGUGACUCGGACCAAGAAGAUCUUUGUGGGCGGCCUGUCAGUGAACACAACCAUCGAGGACGUCAAGCAGUACUUUGACCAGUUUGGGAAGGUCGACGAUGCCAUGCUCAUGUUCGACAAGACCACCAACAGACACAGAGGGUUCGGCUUUGUGACGUUCGAGAACGAGGACGUGGUGGAGAAAGUGUGCGAGAUCCACUUCCACGAGAUCAACAACAAAAUGGUGGAGUGUAAGAAGGCUCAGCCCAAGGAGGUGAUGUCCCCCACGGGCUCCGCCAGGGGGCGCUCUCGGGUGAUGCCCUAUGGAAUGGACGCCUUCAUGCUGGGCAUUGGUAUGCUGGGUUAUCCAGGCUUUCAGACUGCGACCUACACCAGUCGGAGCUACGCCGGCAUCACUCCUGGCUACACCUACCAGUUCCCUGAGUUCCACUUAGAGAGGACCCCCCUUCUGACUUCACCCCACCCCCCUGAGCUCACAGCCAUUCCUCUCACAGCAUAUGGACCAAUGGCGGCGGCGGCAGCUGCGGCGGCAGUCGUUCGAGGCUCCACCCCGUCUCGCUCGGCUGGAUUUUUAGGUACGAGCAGCCCGGGCCCGAUGGCGGACCUUUACGGAACGGCCAGUCAGGAGUCGGCGGUCAGCAGUUACCUGAGCGCCGCGAGCCCCGCCCCCAGCACCGGAUUCAGCCACAGUUUAGGGGGUCCCCUGAUCGCCACGGCCUUCACUAACGGCUACCACUGAGAGCUGCAGAGCUGCAGACCGAGAGCUGGAAGGAGCUGAAGCUGCUCCGGAGCCGAUCUGGCCCGUCUCCGUUCAGUCCACCUCUCCGACCGGGACGCCUCCUCCACCCCGGGUGUCCGCCGGAGCCUCACUAAACUCCACCUCCUGAGAAAAAGAAGAAUUCGCUCCCUAAGGGGGCGACAGCGUUCAUCACUACAUGUUUUAGCGACGCGUACAAAUGCUGUAUUUUUAGUAUUUUUCCUGUUGUUGCGUUUGACUCGGCUGUUGUGCUGUUUUUUGUUUGUUUCUUUGGCGAUGGCCGAGUUGUUUCUUUAGCUGUUUUGGCUGUGUUUUACUUGACCUCUGAAUCCGAUCUCUCUGAGAUGACGGGAGAAAAUAAUCUCCGGGCGAAGCUCGUUUGAAAGCCGGGAGCUGACAUUUGUGCUGGAAAACUGUAAACGAGUCAGUGGUUCAUGCUGAAUUUUAACAAAACGUUUGUGAUUAAUACUGUGUCAUAAAGUGUAUAUCUCGGUAGGUUUUUAACAGACUCUGUUCACUAACGAUUAGUCGCAGUUCCACGAUAGGCCGACACGAGCUGUACAGUUCUGUAAGAUAUUGUAAAUAUGAGUGGUUUCGGGGUGGGGGGACAAACGGUGCGAUGGACUCUCUCCUCGGUCGCGGCGUGUUGGACUGUAACACGGAGCUCGAACUGGAACAACACUUUACUCCCGGAGGGGCGUGUGAAGUCACUCCUCUGUCAGCAGAGGAUUAAACUCGCCGUUUUCUUACUUUGUCGUGUUCUUGUUUUAACUGUGAUGUUCGAAAUGUGAUGAUUGUUUGUGAAGGGAAGUGAAGGACGAGUGUGCAGCACAGUUAAAGGGGCACUUCACCCUAAAAUCAAGUCCACUCGUUUCCUCUCACCUGUCGUGCCGCUCAUCCGUCGAGGCGGUUUUGGUGGGGACGGGAUCCUCCUCGGCUGAGCUGUGACGCCAGUUAGCCUCUCGUAAGUGACUCUGACUUCGGGGUGAACUGUCCCUUUAGCAGGCUGAUGCUUGUGUCUGGUCUCCGGUGUGCCGUGUGCUGUUCCUGGGGUCGAUGGAACCUCAGACUUCUGCAGCAGGAAGGGGCGGAGCCUGUUUACCCGUCUCCUCCCCAGCCCAGCAGUGCAGGUCCCCCGGAGGCCACAGACCAGCAGACCAAAUCCAUCAGGUUGAGAGCUACUGGGAUGCUGCACUGGCCACCACAAACAGCCUGGACGGACUGGAAGUUUGUCGUUUUUGAUGCGCUCGCUCACACUGCUGCCGACCACCGUGGUGGUUCGUACUCUGAUGCUGUUCUCACUGAACAAUAACAAUCCUGUCGACACUGUAACAUUUUCUCAUUUUCCUGUCCUGUUUAUUCCUUUGGGGGAAAAAAAACAACAAAACUUUUUAAAAUUCCUAAUAAAUUAUUUUAAAACAUUCCA